Molecule: messenger RNA, 844 nt
Organism: Argiope bruennichi
Lineage: Eukaryota; Metazoa; Arthropoda; Arachnida; Araneae; Araneidae
Exons: 7
Coding region: 177-779 (200 amino acids)
Source: RefSeq, a predicted model, not a curated record
UUAUAUACUGAUAUGCACACAUUUUUAUAUUUGUUCUCAUUUGGCCUUCCAAACGCAAGAGCUAAAAUCUUUAAUUACUAUGAAGGACAUCACGCGUUUGAUAUCAUAUAAAAUGAAUCACUUUUUAAUGUACUCGUACAUUAUUCUGCUACUACUUUGGAAUACAUUGACAGAAAAUGCUGCAACAGUGGAUUGUUUUCUUUGUUUGCUUGUGGCUGCCUCUUGCUGAGAUGUUUAGCCCAGUGCCACAGCCGGAUAUGAUGCAAGGUGGAGCUGAUAAAAUGAAACAUGAUGCGAUGGAGAUGAAAGACAAAGCAGUAGAGGCUAAAAAGGAACUCGACGAAGAGGAAUUGACGGAACAGCAGUUCUACGAAUGUUUUGCCGAUGUCAACUGCGAUUUAGGAGAUGCAGUGAGGGAAGAACUUUUUGAUUGCUGGCGCAUAAAUACACCAGAGGAACUAGACGAGUAUUCGAAACUAUUCGGAGACAGUCCUGUCGGAAACUUUACAAAACUUACUCCUACUGGAGUCAAUGAAGAUUUCUGUGUAUUGGACGAUUACGAUCAGAGGAAAGUGAACGAUCAUUUUGCAGCUAAGGCAUCAGAAACAAUUAAGGAGAUCUGUGGAAGUCCUAAAGUAAGAGAUAAAUGCAAGCGUCUCAAGGAAACUGCACAAUGUGUCAUGCAGCUUUUGGAGAAGUACAUAGCCAAUGGACAGUGUGAGACGAUAGUUGCAGAAAUGGAAGGUAUGGAACCGAUGAAAGAAAUGGGUGGCAAGUAGUUGAAGAGCGUACUGGAUCUUAGCUACUGAGAAUUGAAAUACAAAAUAAAUAAAUGCUUGCACUU